AUGUCCGUCGAUGGCGUCAUCCUCUCAGACCUGCGCCGCGUGCUUUCGGAGGUGCAGCCCGUGCCGUUCUUUUUUCUUUUGUUGGGGCCAGCGGGAUCCGGAAAGUCUACUAACCUUCAGGCUGUGCGGGAGGGUGCGGCCGCGUACGGCAUGCGUGUUGUGAACGGUAUGCCGACGGUGGAUGAAGCGGACACAGGAACGACAGGGCCUGAAAACGAGAGGGCACGAAUGUUUGUUGUGGAUUUCAACGCUCUGCGGUCCUUCAACGCCUGUGCUGUGCCAGCCUCGGCGACGUACCCGCCCGGAACAGUCGUGUUAUUGGAUGACAUUUGGGCCAUCGAUUAUCUCCUCCGCAUUCACGCUUUGUUGGACCGCCUUGAGACAGUGGUGCGUCGAUUGCUUCGCUCACCACAUUGUGUGUUAGUGACAUCGGCAACGGAUGUGCACCACGUGCCGCAGUGGCUGCUGACGAUUCGGGCUCCUAUGACGUACCAGCUGCGGGAGCUGACACCCAGUGCUGUGCGGCGAUACCUCCGCUGCCUUCCCGAUGCCGAUGCAUUCAUGGCAUGUGCUGCUGACGAGGGUUGUACUGCUUUUGCAUCAUGCAUUAACACGCGACGGUCACUUAUGUUGUAUCUGUGCCAUGCGAGACUCAUGAGCUCUGCGUUGAAACCUGCCAAAUCAGCAGCUGCGUCGCAGUUUAUCGACCGAGCGGCACUGACGACUACGGCAGCGGCGUCGCAGGGGUUUGCAUCUAGCGACCGACUCUUCGGGCUCCAUGAUGUGCUGGAACGCGUCCACACAUUAGUACGACUUUUUAUGGAGCGAGAUAAUAUGGGGGGAUGUGGAUUGCUCGCUGCUGUUGCCUCCACAACUGGCAUCCUUCUUCAUGGGCCCUCCGGUAGCGGCAAGACGGCGUUAGCGAUGCAGCUCGCCGCGUCGUACCCUGACAGAUUCUUCUUCGUCAGUUGUGCCACGCUUUUCUCCAAAUACCUUGGCGAAAGCGAAGAGAGGCUGCGGGUUGCCUUUAUGCAGGCGCGUCAGCGCACACCUUCUGUGUUGGUCCUGGACGACGUGGAUGUCAUUGGUGCGUCACGAGGCGCUCUUUCUGAGGGUGGAGGCAGUGAGUCUCUUGAUGUAACAAGGCGGAUGCUUGCCGCAUUGCUCUGUGAACUGGAUGGACUUCUCGACAACACACAGGUCCUCGUGAUUGCCACGACAAGUGUUCCUGAUAUACUUGAUGGUGCUCUUUUGCGACAGGGUCGUUUUGAGACACUUCUUUACGUACCACCUCUAAGCUUUGAGGCGGCACAGGACAUGGCGCUUGACUUCUUUGCUCGAUUUGACUGCGAGAUGACAGAGUCUGCGAUUGCAGCGCAAGAAAGACUAAGUUUUCUUGUGGCGUCCCGCGCGGAAGGAAGCCCUGCGGCUUCCUUGAAGGCGUUUCUUCGAGAGUUGUUGGAGCGGCAACUUGAGUCUGUUGAAGCAACUGAUGCUGGAGGCGAGGGGACGCUUUGUUUGCCCACUGAGGGGCUCGUGAAGGCCGGUCUCGAAGGAACCACACUAUUGAAGCGUGUUAAUUACGCUUUUCACACCUUCUAA
Molecule: messenger RNA, 1602 nt
Organism: Trypanosoma grayi
Lineage: Eukaryota; Euglenozoa; Kinetoplastea; Trypanosomatida; Trypanosomatidae
Product: ATPase domain protein
Exons: 1
Coding region: 1-1602 (533 amino acids)
Molecular function (GO): ATP hydrolysis activity; ATP binding
Source: RefSeq, a predicted model, not a curated record